Molecule: messenger RNA, 1275 nt
Organism: Phytophthora sojae
Lineage: Eukaryota; Oomycota; Peronosporomycetes; Peronosporales; Peronosporaceae
Exons: 1
Coding region: 1-1275 (424 amino acids)
Biological process (GO): box C/D snoRNP assembly; chromatin remodeling; regulation of transcription by RNA polymerase II
Cellular component (GO): R2TP complex; NuA4 histone acetyltransferase complex; Ino80 complex
Molecular function (GO): ATP hydrolysis activity; DNA helicase activity; ATP binding
Source: RefSeq, a predicted model, not a curated record
AUGGUGGGCCAGACGGAGGCCCGUAAGGCGGCGGGCAUCGUGGCCAAGAUGAUCGAGGAAGGCAACAUCGCCGGCCGCGCCAUCCUGUUGGCCGGCAAGCCCGGCACGGGCAAGACGGCCAUUGCCAUGGGUAUUGCUCAGGCCCUGGGAGAGGACACGCCGUUCACGACGAUCGCUGGUAGCGAGGUGUUCUCGCUCGAGAUGAGCAAGACGGAGGCGCUGACGCAGGCUUUCCGCCGCUCCAUUGGCGUGAGGAUCAUGGAGGAGACGGAGAUUAUUGAAGGAGAAGUGGUGGAGAUCCAGGUGGACACCCCGACGGGCGGUGUGGGCGACAAGGUAGGCCGCCUCACGCUGCGAACGACCGAGAUGGAGACGGUGUACGACCUUGGAGCCAAGAUGAUCGACUCGCUGACCAAGGAGAAGGUCGAGGCUGGCGACGUGAUCACGAUCAACAAGGAGUCGGGCAAGAUCUCCAAGCUCGGGCGCUCGUUCACGCGCUCCCGGGACUACGACGCCAUGGGCGCGCAGACGCGCUUCGUGCAGUGCCCCGAGGGCGAGCUGCAGAAGCGCAAGGAGGUGGUGCACGUGGUGUCGCUUCACGAGAUUGACGUGAUCAACUCGCGCUCGCAGGGCUUCCUCGCGCUGUUUGCUGGUGACACUGGUGAGAUCAAGGACGAAGUGCGUGAGCAGAUUGACACCAAGGUGGCUGAGUGGCGUGAGGAGGGCAAGGCCACGAUCGUGCCCGGCGUUCUGUUCAUCGACGAGGUGCACAUGCUGGACAUUGAGUGCUUCUCGUGGCUUAACCGUGCUCUUGAGAGCGACAUGGCGCCCGUGCUCAUCAUCGCCACGAACCGCGGCAUCACGCGCAUUCGUGGAACCAACUACAAGAGCCCGCACGGCAUCCCCAUCGACCUGCUCGACCGACUAAUGAUUAUCCCCACGAAGCCCUACAGCGAGUCCGAGAUGCGCAAGAUUCUCACGAUUCGGUGUGAAGAGGAGGAUGUGGAAAUGACGGAUGAGGCCAAGGACCUGCUCACACGCAUCGCCGUGGAGACGUCGCUGCGAUAUGCCAUCCAAAUGAUCAUCACGGCGUCGCUCGUGUGCUCGAAGCGCAAGGGCACGGAGGUGGACGUGCCCGACAUCAAGCGCGUCUACUCGCUGUUCGCCGACGUCAAGCGCUCCACGCAGUUCCUGAUGGAGUACCAGCACGAGUUCAUGUUCCACGAGGUGGAUGACGAAGAGGAAGAGGACGAGGACCAGAACAUGGAGCAGUAG